AUGCUCAGACAGCGACUCCAUCGUGCUCGAGCCACUCACUGCGCCCGCAGCCAUGAUGUUUGCGGGACGCAUGGCCUCGCUGCGUCAUUCAGGCGCACCUGUGCUGCGCGCCGUUGCGGUAGCCUCAGCGCGGUGGUGCUUGGGUGUUGCUAUGCAUCAACAGCGACCUCAUCUACGGCGACGUCACCACCACUGUCAUACGAGACGGCGUCCAUGCCGAAGCUGUCGCCGUCGCAACCACCGGCCACGGCACGGUCACCACGUGUCCCACCUCCGCCGCCACUGUCUCUCCUGUCGUGGGCGGUGGACGGCUCAGGCCAUACCCACCACCGUUGCAGGCGCCGCCUGUCCAUGGAGGAGCGCAUUCCACUCGUGUGCGAGACGAUCCGGGCCACUGCGUCAGACGUGGUCGCUCUCCAAGACUCCACCCCAGAACUCGCGGAGGCGCUCAUCAACGGUCCCGACGAGGGCAUCGCAGCGAAGCCGCCAAGGCCGGCACCGGAACGGCGUCUUCGCAUAUACUGCGCCGAGCUCGCACGCGAUUUGCAACAGCAGCGACCAAGCAACGCUUCGCCUACUUCAUCAGCGUCAGCUGCACCAGUAGCACCUGUAACCACCGAAGCACCACUGAAUGCGGAUUGCCAUGGGCAGCAGCCACCGACCACGGACGCGCCUGGACCUGCUGCAAGCUCCCCGACGCUCCCAGUCGCCUCUUCACCCUCGUGCCGCUACCGUCUUGUCGGCCGUGCUCGCAACGGCCGCUGCGGCGAAGUGCAGCUGUUCAUCAAGGAGGGCUCUGUGUGGGACGCCCAGCUGCUUCCUGGCAUGGGUGCCGGCCUCACGGUGGAGCUGCGCAGCCGCACCCCUGCCGUGCUGCCCCCGCGCACUUCAAAGGGCGAUGCCCCCGCCUCGGACAUCGCCUCGUCUGAGGCGAGCAACCCAACGAGCUCGGCGACGAGGCAGGGCGGCGCAGACCCAGCCGGCAGCGAGGCUGACUCGCCGUGCCACCGCUGCGUUCUCACUACUCUGGACCUCUCGUACCGCGGCAAGAGUCUCGGCACGAACACAGAGGGUCUGCUAGCCGACGCUGCAGUCAGCGCCGAGGGUAGUCCUUUUACGCUGCAGACGCAGCAGCCAUCGUCUCUGUCUGCCGCCAAGCGACACGGACGGGCCCCAGGUCAGCUAGACGCACACCGUGCCAUGGCGCUCGACUGGGUGUAUCACCACGUGCGGCCCGACGUGCUGGUCGGCAACCUCUUCACCGGCGCACGCGAGCACGUCCCUGGCUUCGAGGACACGUGGGUGCGGGCAGGGUCGCCGGCGGGACAGGAGCGGACAACAAACACGUGCGCGCGGCACCGCGUUGAUCACGCGACGAACUACUUCUACUUUCGGCCUUCUCGCAACGUAGCAUCAUCGGAGGCGAUGCAGAGGCUCAUGCGCAUGGAUGAGGCCGCGGCGACGGUCAGCAGGCCGCUGUCGCCGCCUCCACCUCAACCCCCAACAACCGAUGGCACUCCGAGGAGUGCGGCUGCCGCACAGACGACGAGCGGCAAAACCACAGAGACGACAAGCACCACCGUUGUUGCAGUAGCCGCGGACGCUCCGGUCGGCACACCGAUCCCGCUCGCCGCCUCUCGGGACAGUGCGACGGGUUCGUGGCUACUGUGCUCUUCUGCGUGCGGAGGCGGAUUUGUUGCGGGCACUGAACACUGUGAUGGCAGCGCGGCGGCUUCUUCAGCGGCGGAGUGCCAUCGCGCGGCAGAGAACGGGGACGACAGCGUUUGCACGUCGGGCGACAUCACUGUGGGCAUGCCGGAGGUCGCGGGGCGAUUCCAGCGCUGUCUGCUGCGCCGCUGGGUGCGCCGUGGCCCGGCCUCGCGAAGCGGACGCCUCUCCGCUCACCCUUUCCUCCGGCAGUAUCGCCACUGUCGAGUAGUGGUACUGCGGCCCACAGUGGAGGUGGAGCUGUCGGCGGUCGAGCAGGCAUGGCAUACACAGUACAUCACAGCUCAGUACAGCACGCAGAAGUCCGCCAUGCUGACGCCGUCAGCGACUGCCGAGGGCGAGCCGGGAGAGGCUGCAGCAGCAGCUGUCGCUGCGUCCCAGACAAUACGAGUUGGGGAGGGGUCGUCCUUGUCGCCGCGACAGGCUCGGGUGAGCUCUCGCGUGCGCUGCUCCGUGUCGGACCAGUACCCACUACUCACCCUACUGGCGUGA
Messenger RNA from Leishmania major strain Friedlin, 2220 nucleotides. RefSeq lists its product as hypothetical. Gene Ontology annotation, molecular function: 5'-tyrosyl-DNA phosphodiesterase activity; single-stranded DNA binding. Gene Ontology annotation, biological process: double-strand break repair. The transcript has a single exon. The coding region runs from base 1 to 2220 and encodes 739 amino acids. The record is from RefSeq and is a predicted model, not a curated record. Lineage: Eukaryota; Euglenozoa; Kinetoplastea; Trypanosomatida; Trypanosomatidae. Gene Ontology annotation, cellular component: PML body; cytoplasm.